AUGGGCGUUUCCAAGUCGGAUGCAAUCAUCAUUGUUGGAGGCGGCGCUUUCGGCCUCUCAACGGCCCUUCACCUCUCGCGAAAAGGGUACACGAAUGUCGCGGUGUUCGAGCGAGAUGACCACAUUCCUCCGCGAUACUCUGCUGCCAAUGAUCUGAACAAGAUUGUGCGCGCAGAAUAUGAGGAUCCAUUCUAUACAGAAUUGACAAUUCAAGCAAUCGCGGAGUGGAAGACUCCUCUGUUCGCGCCUCAUUUUCACCAGGCUGGUUUUCUGCACUGCGUAUCUGGCGAUGCCCCCCAGAAAGCGAUCGAUACGCUGAACAGAUUCCGGGCUUCGGCUGAACGCGACGCCCAAAUCAAGCCACAUGUAUCGUCUCUCGAUGGAGAGGCGGACAUUCGUCAGAUUGCUUGGCAGCUCGAUGGUCCCCUCCCGGGCUGGAAUGGAUACUUCAACCGCUUUGAUGGGUAUGCCCAUUCAGCCAACGCGUUGGCGGCAGUCUACCGUGCGACACAAGGCGCCGGGGUGCGAUUUUUCUUGGGCGAGCAAGGGGCCGUGGACGAGAUUGUCUAUGUCAGCACCGUGAAUGGGCGCAACUGCGCAGGCAUCCGAACAAAGAAUGGCCAGUUCCACUCCGCGGCUCUGGUCAUUGUUGCCGCCGGGGCUGGCGCCGGUCGCUUGGUGCCUCAGCUGGGGCAGCAAGUAGUCGCCAAGUCGUGGUCAGUCGCUCACGUCCAUCUCACUGACAACGAGACCUCUCGUCUGCGUGGGAUCCCGGUCACGUACGCCCGCGAUCUGGGAUUCUUCUUUGAGCCGGACCCGAAGACCAAUUUGCUGAAGCUGUGCCCGAUGGGUGGUGGAUACAUCAAUACCGAUCCUAAGACAGGCGUGUCACAUUCACCGGGGACUUUGAGCGAUAGCGCCUUUAUUCCCGAGGAGGACGAAACGCAGAUCAGGAAACUCUUGGCCCACACGCUGCCAUCCCUUGCCGACCGGCCCCUGGUUAAAAGGUCACUUUGCUGGUUCGCCGACACCAAUGACUCCGACUUCAUCAUUGACUAUGUUCCCGACAUGGGUUCGUCACUGAUGCUCCUGUCUGGUGACUCAGGCCACGGGUUCAAAAUGUUCCCGAUCGUGGGUUCCUGGGUGACAGACCUCUUGGAGGCAUCCGACGAUAAACAGUCUUUGGUGCGCUGGCGAUGGAAGCAGCCCAAUGCCAAGGCAGGACAGGACUGGGGAGGUGACGUGAGCUGGCGUCUGGGGGCGUCCAAGGAGUUAUCUUCAAUCAUGCCUCGAAAGGCUUCCAAGUUGUAA
This is a messenger RNA of Penicillium canariense, 1311 nucleotides long. RefSeq names its product NAD(P)/FAD-dependent oxidoreductase. The transcript is spliced from 2 exons. Bases 1 to 1311 code for a protein of 436 amino acids. Lineage: Eukaryota; Fungi; Ascomycota; Eurotiomycetes; Eurotiales; Aspergillaceae. Gene Ontology annotation, molecular function: saccharopine oxidase activity; flavin adenine dinucleotide binding; sarcosine oxidase activity. The record is from RefSeq and is a predicted model, not a curated record.